Rosa rugosa (rugosa rose) is the source of this 2159-nucleotide messenger RNA. Its product is annotated as rho GTPase-activating protein 5-like. The transcript has 5 exons. Bases 462 to 1979 code for a protein of 505 amino acids. Lineage: Eukaryota; Viridiplantae; Streptophyta; Magnoliopsida; Rosales; Rosaceae. The record is from RefSeq and is a predicted model, not a curated record. Gene Ontology annotation, biological process: signal transduction. Gene Ontology annotation, molecular function: GTPase activator activity.
CCUAAGCCAAUAGAAGCUCAACACCUCCAUUCACAAAUGAGAUUUAUAGAAAUGGUGAUGACUUUGCUCUUAAGUGGAAACUCCACCCAACCCACCUCUUCAUCUUUUUCCCUCUAUUUGUCCUCGAAGCCUCCCCCUUAAACAAUUCCACAAGCCUCCUCUAUUCUUCUCUCUACUCAUAUACCCAUCUCAACCUACCACUUCUCAUUGCUUCUUCAACUCUCAAAUCAUAGCCAGCCAAGAAUUUUGCAUUAAAAAAGCUAAGAGGGGCAAUCAAGAAAGUGAUGACAGUCACGUCUCACCAUCCGAGACCUUUCCUUGAAUCCAACUCUACUCAACAUUCACAUCCCAAGGAUUGGUCUUUCGCAAGGUCCCAAAUUUAGUCAAUUUGGGAUUAAUUUAGUGAAAAAGAUUGAGUCUUUGAUUGUUUCGUCGACCCCAAAAUUGCUAUCUUGGUCACCAUGACUGAGGUACUCCAAUCCCCAUCUCACUUCCCUUCACCUUCAAGCUCUUCCCCACCCACAAGUAAUGAUGGCCCAUACCCACAUGCCCUUAUUACCAGUCCUUCCGUAGGUGAGAGCCUGCAAGCCCAUUUGAGUUCAGAGGAGGAAGAAGAAGAAGAAGAAGAAGAAGAAGAGAGGAAGAGGAGCGAGAGAGACAGAGAGGGAGAUCAGCUGUCGCUCUUGACGCUUCUUGUGGCUGCUUUUAGGAAGUCUUUGAUUGGGUGCAGUACUACUGGGACUGGGGCCGAGAGACCUAAGCUUUCCAACAUGGAGAUUGGGUGGCCUUCCAAUGUGAGGCAUGUUGCCCAUGUCACCUUUGAUCGGUUCAAUGGCUUUCUGGGUUUGCCGGUUGAGCUUGAGCCUGAGGUUCCCAGGAGGGCUCCUAGUGCUAGUGCGAAUGUUUUCGGGGUUUCCACAGAGUCCAUGCAGCUAUCAUUUGAUGCUAGAGGAAACAGUGUCCCCACAAUACUCAUCUUGAUGCAGAGACAUUUAUAUGCGCAGGGGGGUCUGCAGGCAGAAGGAAUCUUCAGAAUUAAUGGCGAGAACAGUCAGGAAGAGUACGUCAGGGACCAAUUAAACAAGGGAAUAAUACCAGAGGGUGUUGACAUGCACUGUUUAGCAGGUCUUAUUAAGGCUUGGUUUAGAGAACUCCCAACUGCUGUAUUGGACUCUCUCUCACCAGAGCAGGUAAUGCAGUCGCAGACAGAAGAGGAGUGUGCUCAACUUGUUAGGCUCCUUCCGCCAACAGAAGCUGCAUUAUUGGAUUGGGCAGUAAACCUAAUGGCCGAUGUUGCACAGAUGGAACACCUGAACAAGAUGAAUGCACGCAACAUUGCCAUGGUCUUUGCGCCAAACAUGACUCAAAUGGUAGAUCCUUUGACUGCAUUGAUGUAUGCAGUCCAAGUGAUGAAUUUCCUCAAGACUCUUAUAGUCAAGACACUAAGAGAGAGAGAAGAGUCUAUGGUGGAAACAGCUCCUGUCCCACACCUUGAGCCUUCUGAUGAGGAUGAGCACCAAAGCACUUUUCAACCAUAUCUCGAAGAGACUAAUAAGGAGGCUAACAAGGAAAAUGAAGAGGAGAAUGUAUUUGUUGCCGAAGAACCUGCUUUACAGAGCCCCCCUCGCACUUUACAAGAUGAACCUACAGCUGAAAGUGGAUCCCAGAAUUUCCUCUCUUCUAUCAAAUAUAUGAUUCCCGGAGGAAAUUGGUCUGUAGUUGAUAAUUGUCCUUGUGAGGUUGUAUCCCAAGUCAGCUCUUUAACAAAUGGGCUCCAAGAGGAUGGCAUAACAGGUCAGGGUAGAGAGGCUCAGACAAACGUUUGGAAGAGUCAACCAAGCGUUUCAAAUCUGAAGAUGGGAUCAAAGGUCACUGAGCAGCUAAUGGUUCAAAUUGUCGGGCCUGGAGACAAGAGCAAGAGAACUGGGAUUCUUAGCCGCAUAAAUUCGAGGACAGAUAUCGCUGAAGGUUGGCGUUGAAGGGUGUAUGGUGCCGCUUUUGGGUGUUGGGAGACUGCCCAUUGGUGACACAGGUCCUCUCAAGUUUUCCUUUCUCCCUUGUGAAAAUGUUGUUUAUGUGUAUGUCUGUAUGAUAUAAUGUGUGCUUUACAUUUGUUUCUGGAUGAUGUUCUUAACCCUGUUGCCUAACCCAUUCUAACA